CAAAGCGUCUCUGGAAAUGUCGGUGAGCGAACCGUGUGGACCUAUUUGCCUGGCAAUUGAUGCUAGUGAACAGGCGGAAGAAGCCUUUAAUUGGUACUUAAAGUUUAUCCAUAAACGAGACUACAAACUGAUUCUCAUCCACGUUCCUGAAAUACUGGAUGGGGAGAAGAAACGAGUUGGUUACACGGCGUCAGGAUGGGAAGAAGCUCUGAAGAAAGAGCAAGCAAAAGUUAUCGAGCUGGAACAAAAAUACCAAACGAAAAUUCUCGAGAACGGUUUAUCUGGGAGAAUUCGAUCAGAGCAGGGAGGUAAACCAGGCGAAGUGAUCGUACGUGUUGGGGAGGAAGAGAAAGCCUCUCUGAUAGUUAUGGGAACUAGGGGAUUGGGAAAAGUUCGACGAACCAUAAUGGGAUCCGUCAGCGACUAUGUUGUUCACCAUGCCAAAUGUCCUGUUCUCAUUUGUCGACAAUAA
Messenger RNA from Dimorphilus gyrociliatus, 472 nucleotides. The record is from the annotation of a GenBank genome assembly. Lineage: Eukaryota; Metazoa; Annelida; Polychaeta; Dinophilidae.